AUGGACUCUACGCGGCGAAAUAGCAUGCCCUCGACGGGACCGUGGAUGACUUCAGCCAUCCCUGGCAAUCACAUGGACGUGGCGGAAGCCAGAAGCUCGAUUGGUGGCAGCAGCCGGAGCAGUGGCUCCGGUGAAGUGAUCAAUCACUUCCCCCUAGGCUACGACUUCACAAGGGCGUUCAUGUCGCCUGUAUAUCCCUACCUUCGAGAUGCCCAGAUAGUAUAUGAACAGCUAUACCAUUUCUAUCACGAUCAAAGUCCGUCAAACGACGAGGUCCGGCACUGGUUAGGAGAUAUUAACGAUAUCAGGCGCCGAGACAUUUUCAUCAAUUGCUUCAUUCGCCAUCUGUGGCAGCAGCUUGGCGUAUGGAAUGACAAUUGGAGCAUCCCGGGCCUUUCUGGAUACCAAGAUAACAUUGGUAACUGGAUAUGGAGGUGGAGGGAGGGCGAGGACCAGCUCGACCUCCUUGCGGCAGACCGGGACCAGACACAUCGCGCCCGUGUACGCAAGGCCACCAGAAUGGUGUUCACCAAGAGCGCAGCUUGCAAGCAGACCUGCAUAAGCAAGAACGCCACCGUGGCUGAGGCUGAGGAGUUCCUCAGCUCCCGGCCGUGGUUCAUGCAUGGUGUGCAGGUCGCUGGAAAAGGCGACACCCCUAGAGCGAGCCAGCGCGUAAAAACCACAUGGAGGAUACAACGUAGAUGGAUGCCUGAGUGGGAUUAUUACAAUCCCGGCUGGAGAUGGGAUGGCGACGAGACAUCGAUCGCCAACCCCAAGUUCUUGCUAAACCUGCUAACCGACAAUGAAAAGAGAGCCUUGGGGCUGCAGGAAAAUCUCACCCGUCCUCUCAGGCACUGGGGCCGCUACUCCCUGCCAGCUGCCCAGUCCUCAAGGACCUCCGAUAUUCGCUACGUUGAGACGCCCAGAGGUCGCAGAACAAGCCAUACGAGCAGUCAAAGGUCGCCGAAGAUCGGACACAAUCAGGAGGACAGAGAAGUGAGUGAGGGCUGGCCCGGGCAGCGGCCGACAGACGACAGGUGCCAGGCAUCCGCCGUUUGUCAGCGCUUCAGCGAGGCGUAUUUUGCCCGCAGCUAUUCGCAGCUGGCUUUCUCUAGUGCUGCAGAUCUGGCGCAGACCCUUGUGGACGAGGACAAGGAGGAGGAGAUACGGGAGGCCAUCUCUCCUGUGCCACCGCGGAUACGAAUGUCCAUUGAAAAUUUCAAGCUGGGCCUAUGCCCUGAUCAAUUCAUUCUAUAG
Molecule: messenger RNA, 1257 nt
Organism: Clonostachys byssicola
Lineage: Eukaryota; Fungi; Ascomycota; Sordariomycetes; Hypocreales; Bionectriaceae
Source: the annotation of a GenBank genome assembly